Onychomys torridus (southern grasshopper mouse) is the source of this 330-nucleotide messenger RNA. It is a transcript of the gene Prm3, whose product is annotated as protamine 3. Gene Ontology annotation, biological process: flagellated sperm motility. Gene Ontology annotation, cellular component: cytoplasm. The record is from RefSeq and is a predicted model, not a curated record. The transcript has a single exon. Bases 1 to 330 code for a protein of 109 amino acids. Lineage: Eukaryota; Metazoa; Chordata; Mammalia; Rodentia; Cricetidae.
AUGGGUUCCCGCUGUGCCAAGCUCAGCACCAGCCAUGGCACGGCUCAGAACACAGGUCAUAGCCGUGGCCACGAGUCCUCCAUGAAGAAGCUCAUGGCCUGUGUGAGUCAAGACAACUUCUCCCUGUCAUCAGAGGGUGAGGAAGAGGAGGAAGAAGAGGAAGAGGAGGAAGAGGAGGACGAGGAUGACGAGGAGGAGGAGGAAGAGGAGGAGGAGGAGGAGGAGGUCCCAGUAAAAGGCAAACUGCUGCUGAUGGAGCCCGAGAAGCAGGAGAGCACUGAGGAUGCCGUGGCCCAGCCGAGCCCUGAGCCCAAGCAGACACACUCCUGA